Trichogramma pretiosum is the source of this 449-nucleotide messenger RNA. RefSeq lists its product as uncharacterized. The coding region runs from base 20 to 433 and encodes 137 amino acids. NCBI's taxonomy places the organism in Eukaryota, Metazoa, Arthropoda, Insecta, Hymenoptera, Trichogrammatidae. The transcript is spliced from 4 exons. The record is from RefSeq and is a predicted model, not a curated record.
CUACUUUCGUUUGAUAAACAUGGCUAGGUCCGACAUUAAGUAUUGCUGUUGUUAUAAGUGUUCAUUAACUCAUUUUCUCAUUGUGUUCAUCCUGAUUACUAAUCAUGUUAAUGGUGGUCGCAUUCCUGUGAAUAUGAAAAGUCGUCGCGUGCCAUCAGAUAUGAGCGUUUAUGCGAGUGAGGAGUCUCCGGAAAUGACGAGGAAGGAUAUAGUUGAAAUGAUUCAUAAGAGCCAAUAUUUUCAGGACAUUUUCUCGGAACAACCGGACCCUAUGAUCAUACAAUUUGGACAUGUGUGCGAGAAUCCGACCGAGUGGGAGCAGCGAUUCGAGCAGAGAGAUUUUAACAGCAACCACUACCAAGGGAAGAUGAGGUGGGGCAACAGAAAUGGUGAUUACGGAGAGCAUUAUUGGGAUCUGGGCCACGCUGGAUAAAAAUACUCACUGCGCG